UGAAUUUGUAUUGUUUUUCUGAACAACAAUUUAAUUUGAUUGUUACUAAUUUAAUUUCUGUCAUUUUUUUCUUCCAAAUUGUUAUGCCCGUGAGAAUGAAUAAUCGUUUUGUCACCCAUCGUGUUAAUCUCUUUGAACCAGAUUUGUUAUUUUCCAUAAAUUGUUUAGCCUUUAAUCCAGAAGAAAAUAAAUUAGCUGUUCUUAGAAGAUCAUUACCAUUAGAUGUUAAAUCAUCUUCUUCAUCAACGUUACAACCACCACCAGCAUCAUCAUCAUCAUCAUCAUCAUCAUCGACACCAUCAUCAGCUAAAUUGAAACAAUCUACAAUUGAUGUAGAAUCAUUAAUAUCCUAUUCUCUAAUUGAAAUAUGGGAUUGGUCAAUUGACCAUCGAGCAACUUUAAGUCAGGUUAUCCAUGAAGAUGAAGAUGAUCCAAGUUCAAUUGAAUCGUUGGGAUGGUCAUUUGAUGGUCGAUUAUGGGCUUGUGGAUUAAAUGGUAAAAUUCAUCAGGUUGAUUUGGUCAAUAAUGUACUUCACCAAGGAUAUCCACUGGUCUCUGGUGCUGGUUGGUGUUUACAAUUUAAUAAGGAUAAAACUCUUGUCGCUGUUGGUACCGAGGAGGGUUACAUUUGUAUCUUUAACGUUGCAAUAGUUGAACAUGAUAAAUAUGGAAUCGAUUUUGUUAAAACGAUGAGUCGAGAUAAAGCUCGAAUAUUAUGUGUCACUUGGUAUGAACCUUUGGAAGGUGAUAAGAAAUUAAUCUCUGGUUCAAUUGGGAUAAUUAAAAUUUGGAACUAUGAGAAUGGAAAUUGUUUAAAUGUUAUCCGUUCAUCUAAUGAGAAUACAAUUUUCUGGUCUUUAACUAUUGCCGAUGAUUUUACAAUUAUCUCUGGUGAUUCAAAGGGAUUCACUUCUUUCUGGGAUGGUAAAAAUGCUCUUCUAAUUAAUCAAAGUAAUUCCCAUAAAGCUGAUGUUCUCUGUUUAACCCAAUCAGCUGGUAAAUCGGGUGAUUCACAUAGAGUCAUUUACUCAUCAGGAACCGAUCCAAAUGUAGUCACUUUCACUCUUGAUUCUAAUGGUAAAGGAGUCCAAUCAACGGUUCUACAUAUUCACAGUAACGAUGUUCGAUCUCUUGUCGCUAGUAAGGGUUGGCUAAUCUCUGGUGGUUUCGAUUGUUAUUUGACCCAAAUUUGCGCUUUUCCACAAAAACAGAUCCAUCAAGCGCCAGUUUUUAACAAUUUCAUCAAAAUUGACAAGAAUCGUCUUCUUUUCCAGUACAGUAAAUCAUUACAAAUUUGGGAAACCGGAUCAACAUCAACUGCCCAAUUAAACACUUCAAUCAGCUCAAUUGACAAUAACAAUCGUGGUAACAACAACACCAAUCAUAAUAACAAUAACAACAACAGUUACCAUGAUUAUCGCAAUGAAAUAAUUUCAUUUGGAGAUUCAAAUGUUGUACCUUUGGUUGAAGGUCUCCAAUUGAUUAAUAUACAAUCGAAACGUUUAAUUCACCAAUCAAAUUUUUCUGGACCAUGGAUUUGCUAUUCGAUAUUGGAAAAAGUUAGAAUAUUAUAUUGUGCCAAUGAUUCUGUGACCAAAGUUCCGCUUCUUUGUGACCUUAACGGUGAAACAAUUACCGGAAUUGAGUUUAUCGGUGAUAAAUAUCUUCUUCUUUCAACUGGACUUAAAUUGUACAUGUUUCAAUUAACCGUGUCGGGAAUCACAUUGGAGAAAGAGUUUAAAUAUAAACAUCGAUUAGUAAAAGUGGCCUCUUCUAAUGAACAUAUUGUCGUUGUAUUAGCAAAUCUUUCAGUCUCAUUGAUUAGUACAACUGAUUGGUCGUUGGUACAUCGAUUUAAAUUAUCAUCACAACCAACUUGCCUUAAAUUUAACCAAUAUCAAAAGGAUCUCAUUUGGUUUGCAUUUGCCAACCAUUUAAUUAUGAGUUUCUCAAUUUCUUCAGCUGAAUUUACCAAAUAUUCAUACAAUGAAUCAAGUCAACAUGUUCCACUUAUCGGAUUAACUUUUCAUCCAAAUGGGCUGAUCGCCUAUGAUCAGGAUCGAUUGUAUCAUUACAAUGGUUCUUCGUGGACAACUUCUGAUCGCUAUUCUCAUUUGGCUGCAGUUGAAUUUAUGGCCGAUAAACAGGAAUUACUUUUGAUUGAAGUAACACCAAGCAUGAUAAAGAAGAAACUUCCAAUUCGAUUCUCGAACAAAAAAUUUGGAACUUAAUCAUCUUUUACCAUCUUUUUCUCUAUUUCGUUGUAAUAUCAAGAUUAACAUCAACAUUCAGUGUUGACUCUAUUUUUUUUUGCUCCAUUUCCUUGUCUUGUUGCCUUUCUCACUCUCUCACUCUCUAUCUAUCUCUCUCUCUCCCUCUUUCUCUUCCUUAUCAACCCAACGUGUCUUUUCAACAUGAUUAUCUGAUCAUGAUUGACAAUCUCUAUGGUGUAACCAUUAUCAUCUUUGCUGUGAUUAAGACAAAACAGCAAAGAAAAGGAAGCAAAAAAGGAGAAGUGAUAAUCAGCUCACAAUGAGAACCCAAUCACUUUGACGAUGGUGAACAAACAUUAUUUAAUCCUUGAUAAUUAUCCAUGUUGAGCUGAGUAAUUUAAUCUUCUGACAAACUUAUGGUGAUGAAAAUGAACUUAUCCAUAAAUUCAAUUAUUAUUAUAAUUAUUAUGAUAAACUCAGUGAGAGAAUAAUAAUAUUAUCCAAUUUGUAAUAAGACUUGGAGAAAGAGAAAACUCAAAAACUGAAGAAAAAAAAAAGAACAAAGAAAAUAAAAACAAAAUCAAAUUGAUUGUUAACAAUUCAA
Molecule: messenger RNA, 2817 nt
Organism: Panonychus citri (citrus red mite)
Lineage: Eukaryota; Metazoa; Arthropoda; Arachnida; Trombidiformes; Tetranychidae
Biological process (GO): maturation of SSU-rRNA from tricistronic rRNA transcript (SSU-rRNA, 5.8S rRNA, LSU-rRNA)
Cellular component (GO): 90S preribosome; small-subunit processome; t-UTP complex
Molecular function (GO): RNA binding; protein binding
Source: RefSeq, a predicted model, not a curated record